GUCACUUCCGGCGGACGCUUUGCGUCGUUACAUCGUCACUUCCUGCUGCUACCGGUGUGGAAGGUGUGGGUCGCUGCCGAGCCGAUACUCCGGUUCUCCCCCUCCCCUUUUCUCCUCCCUCCCUCCCUUCCCCUCCCCGGGGGACUGUCGCUCGCCCGUCGCGUACUCCCUGACCCCUCCCUCACCCCCUCCUGACUUCGGUGCCAGCGGCUUGGCCUUUUCCUGUUUCCCGGCCCAGUCCCAGUGCCAGGGCGGGGGCCUUGAGGAGCCUGAGGCGCCUCCGCGGAGGAGAGAAAAGACGAAGACCCUCGCGGGCUCCACAGCCCGAGCGCCCAGUUCGCCGCCGCCAUGGCCCUGAGGCAGACACCGCUCACCUGCUCCGGCCACACGCGGCCCGUGGUUGAUUUGGCCUUCAGCGGCAUCACGCCAUAUGGCUAUUUCUUAAUCAGCGCUUGUAAAGAUGGUAAACCUAUGCUACGCCAGGGAGAUACAGGAGACUGGAUUGGAACAUUUUUGGGUCAUAAGGGUGCUGUUUGGGGUGCAACAUUGAAUAAGGAUGCCACCAAAGCAGCUACAGCAGCUGCAGAUUUCACAGCCAAAGUGUGGGAUGCUGUCUCAGGAGAUGAAUUGAUGACCCUGGCUCAUAAACACAUUGUCAAGACUGUGGAUUUCACUCAGGAUAGUAAUUAUUUGUUAACCGGGGGACAAGAUAAACUGUUACGCAUAUACGACUUGAACAAACCUGAAGCAGAACCUAAGGAAAUCAGUGGUCACACCUCUGGUAUUAAAAAGGCUCUAUGGUGCAGUGAGGAUAAACAAAUUCUUUCAGCUGAUGAUAAAACUGUCCGCCUUUGGGAUCAGGCUACUAUGACAGAAGUGAAAUCUCUAAAUUUUAAUAUGUCUGUUAGCAGUAUGGAAUAUAUUCCUGAGGGAGAGAUCUUGGUAAUAACCUAUGGACGGUCUAUUGCUUUUCAUAGUGCAGUAAGUUUGGAUCCAAUUAAAUCUUUUGAAGCUCCUGCUACCAUCAAUUCUGCAUCUCUUCACCCUGAGAAAGAAUUUCUAGUUGCAGGUGGUGAAGAUUUUAAACUUUAUAAGUAUGAUUAUAAUAGUGGAGAGGAAUUAGAAUCCUACAAAGGACACUUUGGUCCUAUUCACUGUGUGAGAUUUAGUCCUGAUGGAGAACUCUAUGCCAGUGGUUCUGAAGAUGGAACAUUGAGACUAUGGCAAACUGUGGUAGGAAAAACAUACGGCCUUUGGAAAUGUGUGCUUCCUGAAGAAGAUAGUGGUGAGCUGGCAAAGCCGAAGAUCAGUUUUCCAGAGACAACAGAAGAGGAGCUAGAAGAAAUUGCAUCAGAGAAUUCAGAUUCCAUCUAUAGUUCAACUCCUGAAGUUAAGGCCUGAGCAUCGGGCAUAUGCCAUAGUAUACAGCCUACGGACUAAAACAGGCAAGCAGAGAAAAGCAUCAGCCUUCCAGGGUUACUCUCUGCUUCAGGCAAACAUGGACAGUAAAUAAUGGGGAAUAUGAAUUAGCUCCUGCACUGGAACUAACUUGGUGUUACCUGUAAGUGAAAACUCAAGAGUAUCAGAAGAAGGCAGAUGGAGUUAUGCUCUUGUAGUUCGACAGCCUACUGCCUUCAGAAUGAAUAUGUGCAAGCCAGCAUCCAAUUCCUCUUAUUACAAUUAGAUUUCUUGCAGCUGUUUAUGUUAUUAUGGAGAAAAAAAAUAUAAUGGCCUAUUUUUCUGACUUUUCCCUUAAAGCAGAAAGACUUUUGUUCUAGUCAUAAAGAAGAGCGAAUAAAUGAUAAAGUAAUUUGUCUGACUUCUUUUUCAUUGUACACUGCUUCUGAAUAUCAUCUAAUUGUUUUUAGUUGUCUAAAUAAAUUGCCUCUUAAA
Trichechus manatus latirostris (Florida manatee) is the source of this 1893-nucleotide messenger RNA. RefSeq names its product serine/threonine kinase receptor associated protein (gene STRAP). Gene Ontology annotation, cellular component: SMN complex. The transcript has 10 exons. Gene Ontology annotation, biological process: spliceosomal snRNP assembly. Lineage: Eukaryota; Metazoa; Chordata; Mammalia; Sirenia; Trichechidae. The record is from RefSeq and is a predicted model, not a curated record. Gene Ontology annotation, molecular function: protein binding; RNA binding. Bases 349 to 1401 code for a protein of 350 amino acids.